AUGCAGCGUAUCAUUGAUUCGAUUUGGGGGAAUUCUUUGCAGGUUAAGGUUAGUUUAGCUGGCCCUAAUCUUUACGUCUUUUCAUUCUUGGAUGCUAAUCUGAGGGACUGGGUACUCGAAAACGGUCCCUGGCAUGUCCAGAACAAACCCCUGGUUCUGAGGAUGUGUGAACCUGGGUUGCAGAGACUUAAUUUUGAUAUAGCUUUAAUGCAUGUUUGGGUGCAACUCUACAAUAUCCCACUUGAACUUUACUCUCAAAAGGGGCUUAGUUACAUAGCUAGUGCGCUAAGUACUCCCCUCUAUAUGGACUCUAUCACUGCUUCUCGUAAGAGGCUGGAAUUUGCUAAACUGUGUAUAGAGAUUGAAGCUGGCAGUGCUCUCCCUGAGGAUAUUCAUGUAACUCUUAGGGAUGGAUCAAUUGUGAGAAUAAAGGUACGUGUGCCAUGGAUACCUCAGUCCUGCUCUAUGUGUAAAGUGUUUGGGCAUCAUGUUAAUUCAUGUACUGAGGUUAGACAAUCUUCUGUGAAGCCUAAAGAAGUCCAAGUCUGGAGGAAGAAAGAAGGCAUUCACGCUGGGGAGGCUGGAAGUAAGGGAUCUCUAAAUGGUACUGUUGAAGGUUCUAGGAAGAUUCCUGGUUCUGAUUCUCUUCCUGACAGCUCACUAGGGGGGACUCAUGAAUCGAAUCUCCAGGUUGGUGUUGCCAUGGAAUCCUCUGUCCAUGAACUGCAGGAACCUAGUGUGAUCACACAGGCUGCUGGCCUGUGA
Messenger RNA from Hibiscus syriacus, 765 nucleotides. RefSeq lists its product as uncharacterized. NCBI's taxonomy places the organism in Eukaryota, Viridiplantae, Streptophyta, Magnoliopsida, Malvales, Malvaceae. The record is from RefSeq and is a predicted model, not a curated record. The transcript has a single exon. Bases 1 to 765 code for a protein of 254 amino acids.